Molecule: messenger RNA, 2919 nt
Organism: Camelina sativa (false flax)
Lineage: Eukaryota; Viridiplantae; Streptophyta; Magnoliopsida; Brassicales; Brassicaceae
Molecular function (GO): protein binding
Source: RefSeq, a predicted model, not a curated record
CCCAAAUCUUAAUUUUUGUUUUUUUUUUUUUUUCUCUUCUCUUCUCUGUGUACUGCGAAACCCUAGUGCUCUCUAUAUCCGAUUUUUAGGGUUUAAGAGUCAAAUCAUUUGGCAUCUCUCUUACCUGGCCUACGCGGAUCGCACUUCGUUUCGCUAGAUAACUCUCUCAAACUCGAUCCUUUUAAAUUUUCUCUGUUUGUUGCGAUUAUACGGCUUUGAUCCGUAAUGGUGACUGGGUCCAGAACUAGCGGUAAUCGUGGGGUAGGACUCGAUGAUGGAGCCAAAAAGAUGAUUCAAUCGAUUAAGGAAAUUGUGGGUAAUCACUCCGAUGCCGAUAUUUACACUGCCCUUAAAGAAGCAAACAUGGACGCUGACGAGGCUGUGCAGAAGCUGAUUUAUCAAGAUCCAUUCCACGAGGUGAAGAGAAAAAGAGACAGGAAGAAAGAGGAUACAGUACCUGUUGAGCCGGCCAAUAUAAAGAAACCUCUUGAAAAUGUUACCAGUGAAGUGAAAGUUCGUACACAGCCUGAAUAUAAUGUUCGGAGAGGAGGCUACAAUAGAAAUUUCUUCCCCAGGAAUGCUGUUCAACGAAAUGCAUUUCCUAGGAAUCCUGCUACUGGAUCCAACAGAGAGUUUCGUGUUGUUAGGGACAACAGGUCUAAUCCAAAUGUUGAUGGAGAGGUGAAGCAUUCUUCUGCCCUGUCUUCUGAAUCAAAUAUUAACAAAGUGGUGGCCACUGUGACCAAAAAGGGCUCAACAGGUGGUUUGGGAGACCGUGACUUUUCUGAGGCUCAAGAUUUUACUGGUGAUGUCAGGCUCAGGCAGGGUGAAAUUGCUCCUUCUUCUACCAAUAAAGAAAUCUCUGAUGGAAAGCAGACAGUCCGUGGAGUUACUUUGCAAUCAACCAAUUCAGUUCUUGGUGUAUAUGCGUCUUCCACAGAUCCAGUUCAUGUACCAUCCCCUGUUUCUAGAUCAUCACCCGUGGGAGCUAUUAGACGGGAAGUAAGAGGUGUAGGUUUAGGUGGAAAACCUUCUGAAAAUGUUGGUAAAGAUCCAUCUGUCCGAUCUUUUACAGGGUCCUCUAUGAGAAAGAAUGGGCCUCCAAAUGCAUAUCGACCAUCUUCCCCAACUUUAAAGAUUGAUCACAAUCAAACUACUGCACGAGAGCCUAUUAUGUCCAGCGGUGUUGAAAAGAAUAGGUCAUUUUUGAACAGACAGCGUGGGAAUAGAGGAAGUCAAUAUGCUAGAACACAACAAGUUGGUGGCCAUACAAAGGGAGUCUCACAGAACAAGGAGUGGAAACCUAAAUCAAAUCAGAAACCUGUUGGACACAACCCUGGAGUAAUUGGAACGCCUACAAAGUCUCAAGCUCGCCGUCCUGCUGAUAAUUCCAUAAACGUCGAAUCAGAAGCCGUGAAGUUGCAAGAUACGCUUUCGCAUGUUCAUAUCAGUGAAAGUCAGAAUGUCAUCAUCGCAGAUCAUAUUCGCGUCCCGGAGACUGACCGCUGUCACCUGACUUUUGGUAGCUUUGUUCAAGAGUUCAAUUCGUCAACAAAUUCAGCAUCUGCUUUUCAAGAAUCAUGCUCUUCAGAAGAACUUAGAGAAUCUGAUCAGAGUUUGCCAGCUACUUGUCCUGAGGCUUCAACAGAUGGUCUGGGCGUUCAGCCUAUUAGUAUUCUUGAUGAUCAUGUCAGAAUUUCUGCAUCUGAGUCACCCGUCUCGGCUGUAUCUGAGCCACAGUUGCCCGACCAGAAAGAAACUAAUAGAUCUGACAAUUUGGAUGAGUACUCGGGAGUCCAAUCACUCAAUAGGAAUGGUCCACCCUAUACUCCUUUAGAGUUUGAACAGCAGCAAGAUCCUCCGGAGUUGCAAAAAUUCUCACAGGCAUAUGAUAAUCAUGGGAGCUAUGAAUUUCCUUAUUUUAGUCCUGUAAUGGAUGAAACCAUACGAGGUCAAGGAUUACCAUCUCCACAGGAGCAGGCAUUAGGUUCUCACAUGGUAAAUAAUGCCCCUCCAUCUACUAUUCCCAUGUUGCAGCAACAACAACAACAAGCAUCAAUGCAACAGAUGUAUCCACAGGUUCAUGUUUCACAUUAUCCCAAUCUCAUGCCUUAUCGUCAGUUCCUCUCCCCAGUCUAUGUUCCCCACCAGAUGCCCAUGCCAGGCUACUCAGGUAACCCAGCAGCAUAUGCACACCCUUCAAAUGGUAAUGGCUAUGUACUGAUGCCUGGAGGCGGUUCUCAUCUCGGUUCGAAUGGUGUCAAGUAUGGGAUCAAUCAGCAAUUCAAACCAGUUCCAACAGGUGGGCAUACGGGGUUUGGGACGUACAACAAUCCUAAUGGGUAUCCAAUUAAUCCUCCCAAUGUAGUUGGAAACGCUACUGGACUUGAAGAUUCAUCUCGCAUGAAAUACAAAGAUGGAAAUAUCUACAAUCCAAAUCCUCAGGCUGAGACUUCUGAGAUUUGGAUGCCAAAUCCCAGAGAUCUUUCAAGCCUUCAGUCUCCUCAAUAUUACAACGUCGCUGGACAAACGCCUCAUGGCGCUUACUUAUCAUCCCAUACAGCACAUCCAUCCUACAACGCCGCUGCAGCAGCAGCACAAUCACCUCACAUGCAGUUCCAGGGUCUCUUUCACCCGCCACAGCCUGGUACGAUGGCGAAUCCGCACCACAUGGGACCUGGGCUUGGUGGUAAUGUUGGAGCUGGGGUCGUGCCCUCUCCUCCGUCUCAAGUUGGUACUUAUCAGCAAUCACAAAUUGGUCAUCCGAACUGGCCAGCAAGCUUCUGAACAAAAUCUAACCUUUGUCUACUUGUCUAAUGGGUUAUAAUAGCCAAAAGCAAAUAUUUUGAUUCUCCUUAUGAAACGCCCAAACUCUGUUUUAAUUAAUCUUUUUAUUCAAUGCAUAAAAGGUUCCCAGCU